Eptesicus fuscus (big brown bat) is the source of this 2717-nucleotide messenger RNA. It is a transcript of the gene ASCC1, whose product is annotated as activating signal cointegrator 1 complex subunit 1. NCBI's taxonomy places the organism in Eukaryota, Metazoa, Chordata, Mammalia, Chiroptera, Vespertilionidae. Gene Ontology annotation, molecular function: RNA binding. Bases 341 to 1414 code for a protein of 357 amino acids. The record is from RefSeq and is a predicted model, not a curated record. Gene Ontology annotation, biological process: DNA alkylation repair; regulation of DNA-templated transcription. The transcript has 10 exons. Gene Ontology annotation, cellular component: nucleus.
UCCUCUGCAGUUAGUUACGUUGACGUACUCCUCUUCUUUUGCUCGCGUUUAUGAUUCAGGGCUUCAGCUUCGAUGUCGCAGGCCUUCUGCUUUCCCCUCCCUCUGCAAACCGCCAUGAAGCCGGGCUAAAUUGGGUGUCCCCAUUCCUCCUGAGCGGUGUCCUAGCCCUGGGAAGGCAGAUGAAGAGUGUGCUGUCGUAACCCUAACUUCUUCCAGAGCUCCUGGUCUGAGGGCUCGACCUUGGCAUUAAAGCUUUUGUGGAGAGCCUUUUAUUUACUUAUUUUUAUAGAGGUCCUGGAGAAAUAAGGGACUUUACUGGAAUAGUGUUUGGGAAAGUAUCAUGGAAGUUCUGCGCCCACAGCUUAUAAGAAUUGGUGGACGGAUUUAUAGGAAGAAUCCCAUUCAAGAACAGACUUACCAACAUGAAGAAGAGGAUGAGGACUUCUAUCAAGGCUUCGUGGAGUGUGCAGAAGAACCCUGUGAUGGCUACGAGGUGGUGCAGACCCAGCAAGGUUUCCAGUGUACCGUGAAGGCCCCCAGCCUGCUCUACAAGCAUAUAGUUGGAAAGAGAGGGGACACUAAGAAGAAACUAGAGGUGGAGACCAAAACUUCUAUUAGUAUUCCUAAACCUGGACAAGAAGGAGAAAUUGUAAUCACUGGCCAGCAUCGAAGUGGUGUAAUUUCAGCCCGAACUCGGAUUGAUGUUCUUUUGCUCACUUUUAGAAGAAAACAGCCCUUCACUCACUUUCUUUCCUUUUUCCUCAAUGAAGUUGAGGUUCAGGAACGAUUCCUGAAGUUCCAGGAGGAAGUACUAGAGAAGUGCUCCAUGGAUCAUGGAGUUGAUAGCACCAUUUUCCAGAAUCCCAAAAAACUUCACCUAACUAUUGGGAUGUUGGUACUUUUAAGUGAGCAAGAGAUCCAGCAGACAUGUGAGAUGCUAAAGCAGUGUAAAGAGGAAUUCAUUGACGACAUUGCUGGGGGCAAACCCCUAGAAGUAGAGAUGGAAGGGAUAGAAUACAUGAACGAUGAUCCUGGCAUGGUGGAUGUUCUUUAUGCCAAAGUUCAUAUGAAAGAUGGCUCCAACAGGCUGCAGGAAUUAGUUGAUCGAGUCCUAGAACGUUUUCAGGCAUCUGGACUAAUAGUGAAAGAGUGGACUAGUGUGAAACUCCAUGCUACCGUCAUGAAUACUCUAUUAAGGAAAGACCCCAAUGCUGAAGGCAGGUACAAUAUCCACACAGCAGAUGGCAAAUAUAUCUUCAAGGAAAGAGAAUCAUUUGAUGGCAGAAACAUCUUAAAGCUGUUUGAGAACUUCUACUUUGGUACCUUAAAGCUCAAUUCAAUCCACAUCUCUCAGCGGUUCUCGGUAGACAGCUUUGGAAACUACGCUUCCUGUGGACAAAUUGACUUCUCCUGAGGUGGAUCUUGGGAAACCCUAGAAAUUGAACAUCUUCACAAGGUGCUGAGGGAAAAUGUCUUCAUUUUAAUUGCCGACGAGGGAUGUGAACUUUUGGAUGGUGACUCCUGGGUGGUUCCCAUGGACUCUGUAGUAUCUCUGAUGGCUGUCCACAGGCAUAAACUGUUGGCCAAGAUGAUUGUGGGCACCUGGAGAACUGUGCAUGUAACCCUUGGCUUUUGCAGGGUCUUCUUUCCAAAGCUCUUCUGUGGAAAUGUACCUCGGAAGCCCGUUGGAGCUCAGAUUUGCAUUAUUUCUUAUAUACUGAUUUUGCCCCAGCCAUUAAAGUCGUUUGUAUUAAUACUUUAAAAGAGAAUUAAAGACAUAUGGUUUCAUUAAUCUCUCCAUCUAGAUAAAAUACCUGUAAUUUUUAGAAGGUGGAUUUUUUUCUCCCUUCCCCUUGUACCCUAAAUUUAGGUGUGUGUGAUAAAAACAAGCAUUUACUGAACACCUACUAUGGGCCAGGCAUUGUGCUAAGUGUAUACAUAUUAUUAUUAUACUUACUAAUGAUAUUAAUAUUAUCAUCACUGGCAACACUAUGAGGGAGGUACUAAUACAGUCCCUGUUUUACAUAUGAGGAAAUUGAGGACGGAUAACUAGCUGAAGGUCACAUAACCAGGCAGUGGAUAGUGUCAGGAUCUGAACCCAGCCAGCCUGGGCUCUUUAACACUGUGCUAAGCUGUGUGGCCCUUAGCAGGGCUAGAGAGAGAACAAGGAAGAUGCCUGGCAGACCAGGGAUGGAGAGGGAGUCACAGCGGUUACGGCUGUUCCACUAUCCCAGGACCAAGCAGGAGGAGGACCACUUUGGAUGCAGGACUCAGCAUGUUUUGCAAAACUGGAUUCGUUAGGAGUGCUCGCUUGUACCCUAAUUUUUAAAAAUUUUAAUUGAUUUUAGAGAGGGAGGAAGGGAGAGAGAGGAAAAAACACACACACAUCAAUUGGUGGCCUCCCAUAUGCACCUCAACUGAGGAUCAAACCUGCAGCCUAGGUAUGUGUCCUGACCAGAAUCAAACCCUAGACAUCCUGGUACACCAGACGACACUCCAACCAACUGAGCCACCCGGCCAGGGCUGUACCCUAAUUUUAAUCACUACCCAGAAUUUCUUACUUAUUGUGGUAGAAAACACGUAACAUAAAACUUACCAUCUUAACCAUUUUUAAGUGUACAUUUCAGUAGUAUUAAAUAUUUCAUGUUGUUGUGAAACAUCUCCAGAACUUCCUCAUCUUGCAAAUCUGAAACUCUGUAUCUAUUAAACAACUCUGU